AUACUUCUCUCCUUCUGUGUACAUGAUCUUUUUGAUAUUUAUAAUUCUUAUAACGUGAUAACAUUAGAUAAUGGACAACGUACAGAAUAAAACAGUAAUUGUUACGGGGGCCGGGUCUGGCAUUGGUUACCAAAUUACCGAAGAAUUGUUGCGUAAAGGCGCGAAGAAAAUUGCCAUCAUCGAUUUGCCAGUAGCGCGUAGUUAUGAUGCGACAGUGACUCUGCAAGAAAAAUUCGGAAAAGACCGUGUCAUUCUUUUUCCAAUUGAUGUGACAAACUUGGAAGUGUACAGUGAAACCUUCAAGCAAAUUGUUAAGGCUCUCAACGGACUUGACAUACUUAUUAACAAUGCUGGAAUAAUACAUGACCGUUGUAUCGAGCAAACGUUUGCUGUUAACGUUAUAGCACUAAUUCGGGGCUCGUUGUUGGGGCUAGAUUAUAUGGGCAAACAUAAAGGUGGCAAAGGAGGUACCAUAGUAAAUAUGGCGUCAAUAGCUGGUAUUCGUACUACCGGUGUAUAUCCAGUGUACAGUUCUUCUAAAUUUGCUAUCGUUGGAUUUGGCAGGAAUCUUGAGAAAUUAUAUGAUAAAACGGGAGUUCGUAUUCUAACGAUGUGUCCUAGUCUUACAUCAACACCAAUGCAGGUGGCUACUGAUCUCUCUGAAGAAAGAACUCUCGAUAUUAUUGAUGAAGAGGUCCUUAAAAAUCUGAUGAUAAACGUUAAACAGGAGCCUCAAUCUGUUGUGCAUGUAGGACAAUCUGUGGUCAUGGCUAUUCAAAAAGGUGAAAAUGGAUCAAUCUGGGUUAUUGCGAAUAAUGAACCAGCAUAUCCGGUCAAAUUACCACCGUUUGUCACCGCUUAGAUGUUAAAAAAUUCUUCAAACAGAUCAAAAUCUUUUGAUCUCUUCUGCGAAAUAGCAGAAAGUGAGAAAAAAAACUAUAUUCUCAUUCCGAAAUAUAUUAAUUACCAGAGCGUAUAUCGACACAUACAAACGGAAUACUAUGAAUAGUAAAUAAUCAAAUAAUUCUCAUAAAAAAUGUAACGUCUCAGUUCUUGAUUGUAAUGCAACGCAAAAGAAAAAUAAAUUCCCACUAACAGCGAGAGAGAAAAACGACAUAUUGAUAUUAAAAAAUAAAAAUAAGUAAAAAUUUUAAAUAAUAACACGUACAUUAUAAUAUAUUUAUGAUCAUAUUUAUGGUUUUAAACAAAUACACCUUUAUUACUCUAUGAAUACGCGCGCGCUGCUUAUUUUAAUAAUUUAUACAUUAACAAUACAAAAACAUACAAAAACAGUGCAAUAAAGAAACACUCUGUGCAGCCGUGACAAAAA
Molecule: messenger RNA, 1330 nt
Organism: Monomorium pharaonis (pharaoh ant)
Lineage: Eukaryota; Metazoa; Arthropoda; Insecta; Hymenoptera; Formicidae
Product: 15-hydroxyprostaglandin dehydrogenase [NAD(+)]
Exons: 6
Coding region: 71-862 (263 amino acids)
Cellular component (GO): cytoplasm
Molecular function (GO): oxidoreductase activity, acting on the CH-OH group of donors, NAD or NADP as acceptor
Source: RefSeq, a predicted model, not a curated record